AUGGUUGUGUACAAGUUAAUUCUACUUCGUCAUGGUGAAAGNCUGAAUGAACAUGGUCGUGGUGGAAUGGAUAAUAUUGCGGUGCAAAUGCAACAAGCCGCCAAUCGAGGAAUGGAUCUACGUGCACGUUUUGCUCCCGCUGACAGUGCAUUCGAGGCUAGAGCACAAGAAUUGUUUCUGCUGAAUCAACGAGAUUAUGCUUGGAAUUCAAGAAACAACGGCGGAAUGACAUUUUCUUGGUGGUAA
Adineta ricciae is the source of this 246-nucleotide messenger RNA. NCBI's taxonomy places the organism in Eukaryota, Metazoa, Rotifera, Eurotatoria, Adinetida, Adinetidae. The record is from the annotation of a GenBank genome assembly.